GUUUAGUUUGAAACUGUUCUACACAAACAAGAACCUGCUGCUCGCAAGCCACAGACGCAACUUUAAUCGCUGCUGGCUGGAGCGGGGGUUUGGUACCAACGCUGGCUGUCCACUGCCUUUAACAUUAUAUCUCUCAUGCCCACGUAAUAUUCUCCGCAGCUGUGCGCGACUCGCUUGGACUUAGAGGGUGUUUCCGCCGCCUUGUUUAGGCUCCGAAGCAAGGCGCAUAGAUAUGACUUACUAGAAUGGGCUGUGGGGCCUCAAUAGAUGCUGGCCACACUCGGGCCAGCGCAGAAGCGACCAAGCCGAACCAGCAGCAGCGAUCUCUCGACCCACCGAGUAACGAUGGAGAACUAGUGGCCGCGGCUCUGGGCCGCCUCAGGGAAUGUCACUUGUUGCAGCUGCAAGACACCGCUGACAUUUUGGACAAGAUUGUGGUUGUCAGUCGCGGGGCCAAGGUAAACAAGCAUAACUGCAGCAGCUUGUGCACGCUGAGCGUGCUUUCAGGCGUAGCGUUGUGCCGUGUGCUGGACUCGGUCGCAUCCAGCAGCGAGGCGCUGCAGGAACUGCAGCCACGCUUUGAGGCCAUCAACAAGGCCUUGGAGGGCGUGCUUAAAGUCCUGGAGCAGUACAGCAGCAGCAAAUGGCUGGCGCACGUGGCGCUUCAGCAAGCCAAGGUAGCCAAGCAAGCAGGUACUGGCCGAAGCCGCCCGGGGCCUUUCACCCAGGAGUUCAAGGCUGCACGAGAUACGCUAAGCAAGGCCCUGGAAGCGGUAGCCGUGGAAUCGACAUGUCUGGCCGCCAUGGACCUGAUCAAGACUCGGCUGAGCCACCACCUGCAGGGCGAGGACCUGCGCACCGACAUGGAGGACUGCGUGGCGGCAGUGGUCAUGGCCGCAGGCGGCGAGACCCUGAGCCAGGCGCUGCAGCGCAUGCGUGAGGAGGGUGAGGCGGGUGCGGCGCUGCUGGCAGAGGCGGCCCGCGUCUUCAAUGUUGCCCCUGGCCUGCUGGCCGCGUCGCUGAACUCGCUGGCGGCGGAGGUGCUUGCGCCCGCUGCUGCGGAGCUGGCGGGUGCAUUAGAGGGCGCUUUGGACGUGUUUGACAGCCUGCUGGAGGGGCUGGACACCCUGCCCAUGGGCGUGGGUGCCGCGUUGAAGCUGGUCAAGGUGGUGCUGCGCCGGGCUCAGGGCGUGCAGGUCAACAAACGUGCGUGCACGCAGCUCAAGUCGCUGGUGGAGGGGGUGGGCGACACGCUGGCGCGCUACGUGCAGCGCGCGAGCGAGCAGCAGCGGAGGGACCUGGAGGGCCCGCUUGCUGGGCUGACUGCGCACCUCAGGGAGGCAGACAGCCUGCUGGAGCGCUUCGGGGCGGGGUCGUGGCUGCGGCACUUCCUUUAUUCCCGCCUGGCCACCGAGGAGCUUGCGGAGGUGCAUGCCAAGAUUUAUGGCGGCAUGGCCCAUCUGAAUCUGGACAUCGCGCUGCAGCAACACUGCAGCGGUGGCGGCUGCAAGGUGCAGCCUGCGGCGGCCGCAGCCUACGAGGCCCAGGACGACCUGCGGGCAGCGGAAGCGGCCGUCAUUGAUGCAGCAGGCGGGGAGGCCAAUGGUGUGACAAGCGCUGUGGAGGCGGUCAAGGUGCUGCAGGGCCGUGGGCAGCUGGGCGUCGCGGAGGUGGCUCGCUGCUUCGGUGUGGCCGAGGCGGUGAUGUGCGCGGAGCUGGAGGGCAUCAAGGACAUGCUGCAGGACGUGGCGCGUGUGGUCCAGGGCACGGACGCCAAGGUCGAUCGGCUCCAGGUCACACUGGAGCAGAUCCAGGCCGAGAACGAGAACUUCCAAGUGCCCACCAAUCUGGCCAUCUUCCUGCGCCAGUUCUGGAAGGAGAACGUGGGCCUACUCAAGUCGGUGCAGUGGCAUGAGCUCAAGGUCUUGUUGAGGGCAAUGUUUGAUGAAGACGUACAGUUUUGUGGCGACAUGUUGCGGGGCCUGCUGGCGCAGCUGGGCACGCCUCCCGUUGCAGGAGCUGCGUCAACCGCGGUCAGUGUUUCAGGCAGUGCGGCUGCUGCUGCCACGGCUGCUGCCGCAUCAGAUGCUGUGGACCCCGGCGAUGUGUUCCUGGACGUGGCCCUGCUGCCGCUUCUGGACGUCAAUCACGACAUGGUCAUUACGCUGCAGGAGCUGUAUGUCUUCCAGGUGCAAUGUCAAAUGAUGGCCAAGCGCAGGCAGCCACCUCCCCCGCUGGAGACUAUGGGUGGUAUGAUGCGGGUGGUGGCGGAGGCGAAGCAACCUGCUUUGCCUUCGCCGCCGUCACAGCCAGCAGCGAGAGGUGGCCAGCAGCAACAGCAGCAGCAGCCGGGCGCGCCGCCGCCACAUGCUGCAACGGCCUGCGACGAUGCUGGCGGUGGAGCAGCAGCCGCAGCAAGCGACCAGCAGCUGCAGGUGCCUGCACUGACAGAGGAGCAGCUGGCCUCGCUGUCCCCAAGCACGGCCGCUGUCGUGAAGGAGGGUAUGUCCAUGAUGAAGUCAUACGCCCUGGCAGACCUGCUGCAAGACUACCUGGACGGCAGCAGGCAGUGGAUGUACGACAAGGUGAUGGCCUGGCUGCGGGCACAGCAGCAGCAGCAGCAGCUUGAGGCGGCGGCGGCGGGGCAGCUCCAGGCGGCGGCGGCGGCGGCGGCAGGGCAGCCCGCCGCCAGCACCCCUGCCGGCUCCCAGGGGCAGCACCAGCACGUGUUCCUGCUGUUGGCAGAGGCGGGCAUGGGCAAGAGCGUGUUCACCGCGUCGCUGGUGCACUUCAAGCUGCCACUGCUCCAGGACUGCAUCGUGGCGCACCACUUCUUCCGGGUGGGCCAGCGCCGUGCACAGGGCCGGGCCAUGAUCAUCAGCCUGGCGGCUCAGCUGGCUGUGUCGCUGCCCGGAAUGAGCGCUGCACUGCAAGCCAGCCUGGAGGAGCAGCAGGCAGCAGCCGCAAAUGAGGGCGGCACGCCACUGCUGCAGGGCGACUGGCUGACGCGGCUGCCACUGUCCCAGGCGUUUGAGUGGCUGCUGGAGGCGCCUCUUAACCGUGUCCACCAGCAGCGGCUUCUGCAGGAGCAGGAGGCGGGCGGGGCCGCACCCUCCUCGUUGCAGCCCACAACAGUGCUGCUGGUGCUUGAUGCGCUGGACGAGGCGGACAGUGAUGGGGCGGGAUGGACGCCCGUGGUGCAGAUGCUGGCGGCCAGGUUCCGGCAGCUGCCUGCAUGGGUACACCUGUUCAGCACGGGCCGGCCCGAGGUGCAGGAGCUGUUCGAUGAGGGUUGGCGCCAGGAGUGGAUCAACCCCCAGGACAUGCAGAACAGUAACGACCUGCAGGUGCUGCUUGAGCGCAGCCUUGCGUUGGAGCGCUAUGUGGCGGAGGCCGACCGCGCAGCAGCCACACAGGUGCUGCUGCGCAAGAGUGAGGGCCGGUUCAUUUACUGCAAGUACAUCUUCAAGUCUCUUCAGGCACGCCUGCUGGAUGGUGCGGCGGCAGCGGCUGCUGCUGUGUGGACGCUGCCUGAGCUGGAGGAACUCCCUUAUGGCCUCACCGGCGUGUACACGCACGAGCUGGACCGCGUGGCGGGCGCCCUUCAGCGCGAUGGCAAGGCUGGGCUGCUGGACCUGCUGCGUGCCAGGUUGCUGCCUGUGCUGGCGGUGAUGCAGGAGCCGCUCACCACAACGGAGCUGGUGCUGCUCAUGGGAGGCCAGCAGGGAGUGGGUGAGGGCAGCAGCAGCAGCAGCAGCAACAUGGAAUCGGACGUGGAGCUGCUGCUGUCGCUCAUUUCCACUCUAUAUCCACGUCGCACGGGUGCAGCAGACGGCCUUGCACGCGUGGCCCCUUACCACAAAUCUGUGAGGGACUUCCUCAUGGAGCACCGGGCAGCCGCUGUGCAGCCCUGGCACGUGGACGAGGCAGCUGCUCAUGCCUUGGUGGCGCAGGCCCUGGCAUGGGCUUGCCAGGCCACACGGGGCAGGGGGGCUCGGGACCAGCUGUGUCAAGCUGCGAAGUCCGGCACCAGCAGCAGCAGCCUCAGCAUUGGCCAGCUGCCGCCACCACUACUGGCUGACAACACGCAGCCAGCUCCGCCGCCCUACGCCCUGCAGCACAUGUUCAACCAUGUGGUCAAGGGCCUGGCUGCUGGCAGUGCUGGCUUGAUGGACGACGUGAUGCAAGACUACGCCCUCAUCGCCGCAAUUUUCAAUUGCGGGGCUGGUCGGAAUGCAGUCAGAGCGUUGCGGCCAGUCAAGAGCAGCCCACACCUCAGUCCGUUUGGAAAGGACAGCGUGCGGUGGAUGAUGCAAUGUGCCGGGGCCCUGAGCGGCGAGGACAACGCCUUGCCUAUCAUGGAAGCUCUCAAGGCUCCUACGGGGACUGCAGUGUUCCAGGAGGCCCGUGCCUGGUUCGUGCAGCAGUUCAGCGAUGUGUGCCCCUGGGUGCCCAGCAUCAGCCUUGGUAGCCUUGGAGGAUCACCGCAGUGGAAUGCUGCAUGUGACUUUGUCUGUGUGGGCCACAAGAACGCAGUCACCAGCGUGUGCUUCAGCCCUGACGGCCGCAGCCUUGUCAGCGGCAGUGAAGACAAGACGCUGCGCGUGUGGGAUGCAGCCAGCGGGGAGUGCAAGGCCACGCUCAGCGGACACAGCAGCGCGGUGACCAGCGUGUGCUUCAGCCCUGACGGCCGCAGCCUUGUCAGCGGCAGUGAAGACAAGACGCUGCGCGUGUGGGACCCUGCCAGCGGGGAGUGCAAGGCCAUGCUCAGCGGACACAGCAGCGCGGUUAUCAGCGUGUGCUUCAGCCCUGACGGCCGCAGCCUUGUCAGCGGCAGUGACGACAAGACGCUGCGCGUGUGGGACGCCGCCAGCGGGGAGUGCAAGGCCACGCUCAGCGGACACAGCAGCGCGGUUAUCAGCGUGUGCUUCAGCCCUGACGGCCGCAGCCUUGUCAGCGGCAGUGACGACAGUACGCUAUACGUGUGGGACGCCGCCAGCGGUAAAUGCAAGGCCAAGCUCGGCGGACACAGCGGAAACGUUGUCAGCAUGUGCUUCAGCCCUGACGGCCGCAGCGUUGUCAGCGGCAGUUAUGACGGCAGUUUCAGCGUGAGGGAUGCCGCCAGCGGGGAGUGCAAGGCCACGCUCUGGAUGGAUCACCGCCGGGACAGGAUCAACGUCGUCUCCAGUGUGUGCUUCAGCCCUGACGGCCGCAGCGUUGUCAGCGGCAUUCAAGACAAGAUGCUGCGCGUGUGGGACGCCGCCAGCGGGGAGUGCAAGGCCACGCUCAGCGGACACCGCAGCGCGGUCACCAGCGUGUGCUUCAGCCCUGACGGCCGCAGCCUUGUCAGCGGCAGUGAAGACAAGACGCUGCACGUGUGGGACCCCGCCAGCGGGGAGUACAUGGCCAAUACCAAGUUCUGGGGACGCAGCAGAGCGGUCUCCAGUGUGUGCUUCAGCCCUGACGGCCGCAGCCUUGUCAGCGGCAGCCAUGAGGAGACGACGCUGCGCGUGUGGGACGCCGCCAGCGGGGAGAGCAAGGCCAAGCUCUACAUCAGGAAAAACAGCAUAAACAGCAGCGAGGUCUCCAGCGUGUGCUUCAGCCCUGACGGCCGCAGCGUUGUCAGCGGCAGCUUGGACAGUACGCUGCGCGUGUGGAGCGCAGUCUUCUGGGACGGCAAGCCCCCGCUCAUCAUCAGCGGACACAGCAGCGCGGUCACCAGCGUGUGCUUCAGCCCUGACGGCCGCAGCCUUGUCAGCGGCAGUGAAGACAAGACGCUGCGCGUGUGGGACCCUGCCAGCGGGGAGUGCAAGGCCACGCUCAGCGGACACAGCAGCGCGGUGACCAGCGUGUGCUUCAGCCCUGACGGCCGCAGCCUUGUCAGCGGCAGUGAAGACAAGACGCUGCGCGUGUGGGACCCUGCCAGCGGGGACUGCAAGGCCACGCUCAGCGGACACAGCAGCGCGGUGACCAGCGUGUGCUUCAGCCCUGACGGCCGCAGCCUUGUCAGCGGCAGUGACGACAAGACGCUGCGCGUGUGGGACGCCGCCAGCGGGGACUGCAAGGCCACGCUCAGCGGACACAGCAGCGCGGUUACCAGCGUGUGCUUCAGCCCUGACGGCCGCAGCCUUGUCAGCGGCAGCUUUGACUGUACGCUGCGCGUGUGGGACGUCGCCAGCAGGGAGUGCAAGGCCAAGCUCAGCGGACACAGCAGCGCGGUUACCAGCGUGUGCUUCAGCCCUGACGGCUGCAGCCUUGUCAGCGGCAGCCAUGAUGAGACCCUGCGCAUGUGGCAUGCGCGUUUUAUGCUGCCAGUUAGUACAAGGCUACACUCAGUAUGCUAACACAGCAGUGUUUGGAGCACGCCAUACAUAUAGCUUUAUGUUUCCCUUGCAUUGGGGCUAUGACCCACCAGAACCAUUCGUUGCUGUGUGUAGCAGUGGAAGCGUCAGCUGAUGGCUGUGGAGGGUGCCGUUACUGCUAUAUGGGUAAGCACACUGUGAAUGUGCAGUAAUGCUGCAUUUUGGGGCGUCCACCGGUGCGUACCCCUUAGCAUCUUGUAUCAAAGCAUAGAUUAAGAGAUAAUUGCCCCUCAACAAGGCAGUAGUGUAGGUUACCGGGAGCGAGCCCAAGCAACUAGAAAACUGCGCCAGGGUCGCCCACCGGUUGGCCCUUUUGGUGCCAACGUGCGAGGACGAUGUUCUUGAGGCUGGCGACAGCACGAUCAGGCAGGGAGUCGCGGCACUCUCGUGCCUGCAGGUGGUGGGACACAUCUAUCUAGCAUGGUAAGGAGGGGGAGAAGUUCGCAGUGCUUGCCACUGUGCCACUGUGAUUAGUGUCAGCGGUCUAUCCUGGAUGUCUGGUCUGUAUUUAAGGUGCUGGGAACUUGGUGAUGUUGGCACAGUACGUAAUCAACAUCGGGUGUGGACUGUGUGGUUCCGAUGUGAUGGUGUCGGGGUCAGGGGGGAUUGCGGGGAUCAGGAGGACAUACAUACGGCCGUAGGUUUCUGCGGAGGCUGUCUGCGAACUUGGGAAGGAGCCAUUUUGGUGGGCGCGAGCUGCAUGCUGCAUACAUAUUCUGGAAGGAACCACGCCCACACGGAACCCAACCAGGCACACACACACAGGGGACCCCCCAGCACCAACACCACCAUACAUACACAUUGUGACCCACAAUGUACGGGCCUGUCCCCGGGGACUGCUCUCAGAAAUUU
Messenger RNA from Chlamydomonas reinhardtii, 7214 nucleotides. RefSeq lists its product as uncharacterized. Gene Ontology annotation, molecular function: protein binding. Bases 246 to 6344 code for a protein of 2032 amino acids. The record is from RefSeq and is a predicted model, not a curated record. Lineage: Eukaryota; Viridiplantae; Chlorophyta; Chlorophyceae; Chlamydomonadales; Chlamydomonadaceae. Gene Ontology annotation, biological process: cell surface receptor signaling pathway. The transcript is spliced from 18 exons.